AUGCCAUCGCUCCACGAUGAUGAAGACGUCAAGGAAUGCCCGGAAGCGCGCGCCGGAACCGUCUCUUCGAAGCUUGCCCGCGACGACCACCUGGUCCCCGGUUGCCUUAACUAUGCCGACGGCGCAGCCGCUCCCCGCGUCAAGAGGUCGCGUUCGACGUCUUCUGGUAUAGAGGGGCAGGAUACCGCGACGAGGAAACGGGGUAGAGUUGACUGCUUGGUGGGGGAAACCAUCAGGAUAUACGUCGAGGAUGAUGCCGAUGACGACGAGGGCCGUGUCGUUGACGACGAUGACAGUGUUGUUGCUCAGGAUGCGGCAGACGUCGUCGCGCACGACGAGCGCGGCGUCGUAGACGGCGUAGACAGCGUCGUUGUUCACGAUGCUGCUGACGUCAUCGUGCACGACGACGUAGUUGUAUUCGGUCACGACAAUGUAGCCGCGGUGGUCAGCAGAGUGGCGGAAUUAGAAAGUCAAGUACGUGAUCUACGCGAGGCGCUGGAACGCGAGCGUGAGCUGGCGACGCGGGCGAAGACGGAAUGUGAAGAGGCUGUCUACGGUGAGAAAGUAGAAGCCGCGAGAAAACUGCUGGCCGAGCACGCACUGCGCGACGAGGUCGCCCGUCGGGUGACAGCGGAGGCGGCCUGUGCGGUCGCGGAACGCGCUCGCGAUGCCGCGGUGGAACGGAAGACCCGCUUAUUCCAGCAGAUGACCAAGUACGAAGCGCGUUUGGAAGGGAAGUUGCAGCGAACCGUCGAGGAACUAGAUCGGGAGCGGGCCAAAGCCCUCAGAGCAGAGACGACCGUCGCAGAAUUGCAGCGACAGUUUUCUCUUCGAAUGGAUGGCCUCCCUGAAGGGCGUUUUGCGUCUGGCGAUGACGCUCUAGAGACCGUGGCGGCUAUCAUGUAG
Molecule: messenger RNA, 906 nt
Organism: Peniophora sp. CBMAI 1063
Lineage: Eukaryota; Fungi; Basidiomycota; Agaricomycetes; Russulales; Peniophoraceae
Source: the annotation of a GenBank genome assembly